Messenger RNA from Acanthoscelides obtectus, 579 nucleotides. Lineage: Eukaryota; Metazoa; Arthropoda; Insecta; Coleoptera; Chrysomelidae. The record is from the annotation of a GenBank genome assembly.
AUGUUCGACCAAUCUCACUCAGCCAUUAGAUGUCAGAUUCUUUCACCCUUCCAAGAGAUAGCUUGUAGGUCUUCCCUGACAAAAUGGAAGAAAGCUCAUCCCCAUCAGUCUACUCUAGAUAAAAAGGAUUUUUCCAGUGUAUUAGCUUCUACCCUUGCAAAAAUAAGCCAAAAACAUGAAAAUGCUAUGAAGAAAGACUUCAUAAGCUCAUUUCGUGCAACUGGUAUAGCUCCUCUCGGUGCUGAACGAGUUCUGCGAAAAAUUCCAAGUCAAACCAAUGACACGAAUACUGGAGAUUCGCUGGACAACGUUCUUGUGGAAUAUCUGCUACAGCAGCGUUUUACGGUAGGACCAUCUAGAAGAAAUAUGAGGCGUCGAAAGCUUUCGGUAGAGCCUGGAAAAAGUGUUGUAACAAAUGAAGAACCCAGUGACUUAGAUACGAACGACGAUCCUCAAACUAAUAAUAGCUCUAGUGAAAACUCAUUAGAAACCAUCACCGAACCGGAAACUGAAUACUUUGAACCGACAGAAAGAUAUAUACUUCCUGGCAAAUUUCUUCUAGUUAAAGUAUGUUUGUGA